GCUUCAGCAGGGAUGGGCUUGUGCAUUCUAUUCUUGCUAUUGUGCUGACUGAUUAACUGAGUGAGUGGUGUAGCAUUUAUCUGCGCUAAUAACUGGUUUCCUAAUUAUAGAACAUUCUGAACGUUGCCUCUUUCCCCCCUCUCAGUCAGUUUAAUAAUAGAUAGAGGGGUCAAUCCCUUGCUGGCUAAUUAUAGGAACAUUCUAAACACUGUCAUUCCCCUCAUCUCUGUCUCUGUCUCUGUCUCUGUCAGUUUUCCCCCAGAGCAAAGCAGUCUCUCGAUCCAUCUGGACCCAAUCCCUGUUUGCUGGUGUUUGAUCACAGGUUGAAAUGGACCCUCCAGUUGCCGAUCCUGGACCAACCAAGGAUGAAGGUGUUGGAUCUAAGGGUGAAAUGGAUCUUCCAGUUGCCAAUCCUGGACCAGUGAGGGAUGAUGGUGCGCUUCUCCAGUGCCCGUAUUGUGAUUCCGAAGCAAUGCACAAACUAGCGCAAUUCUUGCUCCCUGGUUUGGCUGCGGUCUGUGUCGACGGUACGACGGGUGAUCUGUUCAGGAACCCGUCUGUUGUUGCUGUUGACCUCAGGCAAGAAAUGGUGGACUACGUUACACAAAGAAGUGAAACGUUCAUAGCUGAUACUCUCAUUGAAUCGGAGGUGGAACAAAACGCCGAGAAUCAAAUGCCAGAUGACCCUUAUGAGAUCAUAUCAAUCUUCAUGGAUGAUUUCAGUCGCACGAAAAGGAAUAUCAUUGGCCAUGUCUCUGGGUGGUUGCUAAGUGACAGUCGCGAAGAUAAGAUCGAUGAUUUUGUCCAAGAAAUGGAUAUGACCCGCUUCUGGCCGUUAGAGAGGAGAGAAGCAAUCGCCGAGGUCCUCCUCAAGAAUGUGGACAUUAAAACCAAGUUCCACUGCCCUGAGAAAUAUGAAGAUGAAGAACGUCUUGCUCAUCACAAGGCACAGUGUAGCUUCAGGCCUGUCACUUGCCCGAACGAUGGAUGCCGAGCGAAAGUUUCUGUCCGGUGCAUGCAGGAUCAUGAUGCAGCUUGUCUCUUCAAGAUCCUUCAGUGCGAGCAGAACUGCGAGAAACGGCUUCUGAGGCGUGAUAUGGAUAGACAUUGCGUUACUGUCUGCCCCAUGAGGCCCAUGAAGUGCCCUUUCGGUUGUGAUUCUUCGUUCCCUGAACAUAACCUCGAGGAUCACUGUUCAGAGUGUCUCCAGCAGCACCUGCUUAAGGUCCUUCAGGUGAUUCACAAGAAAGCUUUGACGGCUGAUCAGCUGAAUGACCGUGCUCUAGAGCUGGAGAAGUCUGAAGAACGUGGUAAACUGGCAAAAGCUCGGGAUGCAAGAUCUCUUACCAAUAUUGUGAAGGAUCUUGAAGCAAAGAAGAAACCACCAAGUUGAUUAUCUUGAAGGAUCUAAUAUACGCCAGAAACGUGGGCUUGAUAUUGGCAUCGAUUAGUUGCAGAGUUGUUUCCACACAAAGUAUAUAGAGAAGUAACCUAAAAUUUGAAUUUUUCUGUCACAUCUUUCUUUUUCCUUAUGAUUUUGCAGACAACCAGUUAGGUUUUUCCUCCGUGUUUUUGUUUGAACGGAAAUCAAUCCAGUUUUUUUAGAUGUAUUUUUUCCAUUAUUGAUGUAUAUUUGUAAUUUUCGUUUCUAUGAAACAAGAAGUUCAUGAGA
Triticum dicoccoides is the source of this 1672-nucleotide messenger RNA. RefSeq lists its product as uncharacterized. The transcript has 4 exons. NCBI's taxonomy places the organism in Eukaryota, Viridiplantae, Streptophyta, Magnoliopsida, Poales, Poaceae. Gene Ontology annotation, molecular function: zinc ion binding. The coding region runs from base 329 to 1393 and encodes 354 amino acids. The record is from RefSeq and is a predicted model, not a curated record.